GGGUGGCGGCAGGUCAGCACGGCUUGUGGCAUCCUUAAGGGUGACACUGCCAAGCUGACACAAGGAGAUAUUGGAAGUGUACGUGUCUGUGUACGUGUGUCCGUUCUUUUCCUUUCGUGAUAUAAAGACAUAAGAGGUUUUGAUUGUUAGUAUUUUUUUAUGAAUAGUACGAACAAGUGACGAGGAUUUGGUGUACGUGUAACUUAUACCGGGAAACAAGAAGACGAAAAAGAUUUACUUUGCGUUCGUAGUACCUCACUCCUUCAGACGUGCCAUAAACCUAUUACGCUCGAAGGUCAAUUUACUUGAAAGCAAAAGAGAGACUUUAAGAAAAAAAAAGAAAAUACAACCUUCUUAGCAACAAAAACAACACCAAAGAACAAAAAAAAAAUCUAACUCACCCACGAAACAAAUACAAUUACAUAACGGAACUAAGAACAAUAAAAUUAAAAAGAAAAGAAAAGAAAAGAAAAAAGAAAUAAAAGAAAUUAAAAAAAGCAUAUUGACCUGAGAAAAUCGACUUCCCUCCCACUACAUAUUUCGAAACAGGUCACCUCGCACAAGGAAACUGCUCAGAAGACGAUAAAUAUGCGCGAGUGGGUGAUAUUAGGUCACCUCGCUCUCCUCGCGGUCAUGUGCUUCGCCGGAGCAGAGGCGCGCGGAGCCGAACAGAAGCUCGGAGAAGCCUUAGGAGCGGAAGGAAGCCGAGAGGAAGCCGAGGAAGAGCCUCGCCUUCAGGAACCUCUCCCGACGUCUCCCGAGGAACAGCUCCUCCUCCAGGCAGGUCCUCCUCACCCUCCCCCGAAGGAAGUCGAGAGGGAGGGGAAGAUGGAGGAGAAGGGAGGAAACAAGGAGGAGAGGGAGGGAAAGAAGGGGAAGGAAGAGGAGAUAGAAGAAGGCGAUGAAGACGAAGACGAAGAAGACGAAGAAGAAGGAGGAGACAUCGUCUUGGUGGCCCUCGGAGGCGGCGAGGACGAGGUGGUCAUGGCACAGAUGGCGGCACUGCUCCACCUCAACGGGCAUCGCGUCAGUGCCAUCGUCUACGGACCCGGGCCGCGCGAGGAGAGGUUUCCUGCAGGGGUCAAGGUCCUCGAGCUCGGCGUUUCGGAGGACGACCCCCUGUACCCCGGGGGCUCGAGCGUGGCCGUGGCCCCGGGGGAGGAGGAGGGCGCCGAGUGGGUGAGCGGGCGUGUCCUGGCGUCGCGGGCGAGGGCGUGCGGCCUCUUCUCCCGGCUGCCGCGGGUGGAGGCGGGGUUCCGUCGCGCCCGCCUUGUGGUAACGCCCCUUUUCCUCCACGACCUGUGCGUCCUCACUCUGGCGCAGCGCGUGGGCGUGCCGGUGGUGGGCGUGGUGACGUCGAGAGUGGGCGCGUGGUGGGUGUGGGACAACCUGGGCGUCCUCCCCCCCCUGGCUACUACGCCCGUGCCGCCCGCGACGAUGCAGGAGCUCGACAUCUGGGCGAGGGCGUCGAACAUCGCGAGACACUACGGGUACGUCUCGAGCCUCCCGACAGCAUGGCAGGGCCCCCUCACCCCCUCGCGCCUCCCUGGGCCUUCAAUCAACAAGCCAGUCACAGAUAUGGUUACAUUUCACACGUGUCUUGAAGCCCGACUGGAGACGUGCUGCCAGCUGUCCCCACGCUGCACAACCCUAGAUGUAUGA
Messenger RNA from Penaeus chinensis, 1662 nucleotides. RefSeq lists its product as uncharacterized. The transcript has 5 exons. The record is from RefSeq and is a predicted model, not a curated record. NCBI's taxonomy places the organism in Eukaryota, Metazoa, Arthropoda, Malacostraca, Decapoda, Penaeidae. Bases 589 to 1662 code for a protein of 357 amino acids.